Molecule: messenger RNA, 801 nt
Organism: Triticum turgidum subsp. durum (durum wheat)
Lineage: Eukaryota; Viridiplantae; Streptophyta; Magnoliopsida; Poales; Poaceae
Source: the annotation of a GenBank genome assembly
AUGCUUUCCUUGAGGUGUUGGGCGCCCGCAUUCGGUAUAGCGUUCGAGAGAGCCGUCGUUCUGCGCCCUCGAAAGUUCAACUCCUUAGUGGUUUGCGGUGCCAGGGGUCCGAGGCCGAGAUAUCCUCGCGUGUGGAAAACUGACAAGAGAAUCGGAACCGUUUCCAAGUCGCAGAAGCUUGUCAAAUGUAUUAAGGGUUUGUCUAAUGUAAAGGAGGAGGUUUAUGGUGCUCUUGAUUCAUUCGUUGCAUGGGAACUGGAGUUUCCCUUGAUAGCAGUAAAGAAAGCACUGAAGACGCUUGAGGAUGAGAAGGAAUGGAAAAGAAUAAUUCAGGUUAUCAAGUGGAUGUUCAAUAAAGGUCAAGGGAAGACCAUGGGAAGCUAUCAAACUUUAUUAAACGCUUUAGUCGAGGAUGGACGAAUUGAGGAAGCAGAAGAGCUAUUUCAAAAGAUAUUCUCGAGAUAUAUGGAGGGUUUGCCACGUGUUUUUUUCAUGAAAAUAAUCUCCUUAUAUUACAGAUUGGGGUCAUAUGAGAAGAUGUUUGAGGUUUUUGCUGAUAUGGAAGAGCUGGGUGUUCGACCUGAUACCUCGAUUGUCAGGAUGCUCGGUGAUGUAUUUAUGAAGCUAGAGAUGCUGGACAAAUACGAAAAGUUAAAUAGGAAAUAUCCACCGCCAAAAUUUGAAUAUCGAUACAUCAAAGGAAGCAUGAAUCUUGACAAUGAAUUGAAAGAAGCGCCAAGAACAGUCCUGGACAUGAAUGUAUUAGGCAAUGCGGCUUCUGGAGACCAUGAAUUUGUAUAG